This is a messenger RNA of Chionomys nivalis (European snow vole), 744 nucleotides long. Its product is annotated as selection and upkeep of intraepithelial T-cells protein 7-like. The coding region runs from base 1 to 744 and encodes 247 amino acids. Gene Ontology annotation, cellular component: external side of plasma membrane. Gene Ontology annotation, molecular function: signaling receptor binding. The transcript has 3 exons. The record is from RefSeq and is a predicted model, not a curated record. Gene Ontology annotation, biological process: T cell receptor signaling pathway; regulation of cytokine production. NCBI's taxonomy places the organism in Eukaryota, Metazoa, Chordata, Mammalia, Rodentia, Cricetidae.
AUGAUGAAGCCCACAGACUCCUGUUUUUCUGGAUAUCAUGUGUGCUUCACUUUCCUGCAAGUGAUAGCAUUAGCAUCGACUUCUCAGAAUCUGAUGGUGACUACUCCCACUGGACAUUUGGUGGCUAGGGUAGGAGGGCAGGCCGAGCUCAGCUGCCAGGUGUCCCCACCACGUAGUGUGGAGUCUAUGGAGGUGCGCUGGCUCAGGAGUGACAAUUACAAACUUGUUUAUCAGUACAGAGGUGGCCACCAUGGGGUAAAUGGAGAAGCUGCCCCUGAAUAUGCGAAUCGUACAGUGUUUGUGAAAGAGGCCAUUGGGAAGGGCAAAGUGGCGCUCAGAAUUCAUAAUAUUACAAUUUCUGAUGAUGGACCUUACCAAUGUUUAUUUAAUGAUAGUGGUUUCAGUGAUGUGGUCAGCAUGAACCUCAGUGUGGCAGCAUUUGGAUUGAAGACACAAAUCCAUGUGGAGAGUUCUGCUAAUGAUGAACCCAGUGUGGGUUGCUUUACAGAGGGGUGGUUCCCACAGCCCCGAAUGGAGUGGAGAGACAGUCAAGGGGAGGUAGUUCCGUACUCUUCCCUCUCAUACUUCCAGGAUGAAGACAGAUUUUUCCGCAUCAAGAUGACUCUUCUUCUCAGAAAUCAGUCACAGAAAAGUAUUACGUGUUGUGUUCUAAACCCUCUAACGGGUGAAGAGAAGCAAACAAAUCUCAUCCUACCAAGUAAGUACUCAGUCAUGAGAGGUUAA